Nilaparvata lugens (brown planthopper) is the source of this 825-nucleotide messenger RNA. Its product is annotated as WD repeat-containing protein 13-like. Gene Ontology annotation, cellular component: nucleus. Lineage: Eukaryota; Metazoa; Arthropoda; Insecta; Hemiptera; Delphacidae. The record is from RefSeq and is a predicted model, not a curated record. Gene Ontology annotation, molecular function: promoter-specific chromatin binding; protein binding.
AUGGAGGCAAAUGUUAGAGGAGGCCAAGAUCCGCGUUGGAUUGUCGAGCCAAUGAUGAUGAUAUGGCACCUAACUUCGUUUGUGUUCGUGGUGAGUGGCGGAGGGGCCAAACUGCAGCGGUGUCGCAGGGUGACCCUACAGGAGGGGUGUCCGGUGACCUGCAUCAGCUGGCGAGCGUGGAUCAGCCGAGAGGCUCGUGAUCCCACACUACUCGUCAUGGCUGCCAACGUUGUCUGUCUAUACAGGGUGCUGGACCAGGAAGGGACACUGAAACUGAAACGUCGUUUCUCUGUUCGCCACAAGUCGGUCCGUUGUCCGGUGCGUUCCACGUUCUGUCCGCUCAUGUCGUUCCGCGAAGGCGCAUGCGUGGUAACCGGAAGUGAAGACUCGUGUGUGUAUUUCCUCGACAUUGAACGUGAGGUUCGUCCAGUAGUGAACAAGUUGCAAGGUCAUGCCUGUCCUGUGUUGGGUGUAUCGUUCAACUAUGACGAGUCCCUUCUAGCAACUAGCGAUCUGCAGGGCUUGGUCAUUGUGUGGAGCCGGGAGAAGAAGUAGCUAUGUUAGCAACCAGUGACCUGCAGGGCUUGGUCAUUGUGUGGAGCCGGGAGAAGAAGUAGAGGGAUGGCUAGACAGAGUACAGUGGACAAGAGGAUAAAAGGAGUACAGUGGAGGAGGUUAAGAGCAGUGCGCUGACAAGAGUAUUGCUAUAGUGAGGUCCAUGUUAUAAUGACAGUGUUUGAUUAGCAAUGGUAUUGCUAUCCUUGUCUAUCAUUCAAUAAAGCGGAUAACGCUACCUCUCUCUCGCUUUGCUCUAUUGCCGGAUCG